Messenger RNA from Macroventuria anomochaeta, 1048 nucleotides. RefSeq lists its product as uncharacterized. Lineage: Eukaryota; Fungi; Ascomycota; Dothideomycetes; Pleosporales; Didymellaceae. The record is from RefSeq and is a predicted model, not a curated record. The coding region runs from base 81 to 770 and encodes 229 amino acids. The transcript is spliced from 2 exons.
AGUUUCAACACGAUACAGCAACGCGUGCGCACACACUGCAUCCUCAUCCGAAAACCACGUCUAGAAACUGAACGAUCACAAUGCUGCUCACGAGCACAUACUAUUCCCAGAUGCCGAACCAGCAUUACGCCACCCACGCACCAAUUCGGUCCUCUCCACUUCGCGAACGCUCCGUGAAUGCUGGUGCAGGCUUGUUCGACUUCAGCAUGACGUCGCAGUCUAGCGAAAAUCAAAAUUCACAACCACAACGCGCGUUCAAAGCCAAUCCGGUAAUGCAGACGCGCGAUGCUGCUACCAAGAGACGGCGAGACAUGUUCUACAAGCGCGUGCAGAACAAUCGCGAGGACAAGAAAUGGGAGUCACGAGGCGAACAGAUCCAGCAACUAGACUUUGUCUCAGAGCGCAGACGGUGGGAAAUUAAGAAGGCACAAGAAGCACCACCAGAAGAAGACGAGAUCGACGACGAGCUUCUGAGCGACGUAACAUUACCACAGUCUUCAAGCAGCGCACCGCAAUUAGAGCCAGGAAUGACCGAAGCGGACUACCUACUUGCACAGGAGGAGUACGAGCUGCAACAGCUGGUUGCUUCGAUGGAGCAAGAGCAGAGUCAGAAUGCAACGCCACAGCAGCAUUACGGAAGCGAUGAUGAGGACUACGAUCAGAUCUUCAUGGAGUGUACGACAGAUGUUGAUAUGCGGUACCAGCAACAACCGCAGGCUCAUGAUGGCGGCUACAGAGACGUGGAUGACAUGGACAUGACCGACGGCUAAGAAGCAACAUGCUCCUCGAGUGACGUGCUCCAAAAAGAGGUCAGAGGUUCGUGCCAGCUGGACUUGACAGCCAGGCACCCUGGCAUGGAGGUCGAGGCUAGGCACAUGUGUAGUGUCUCAAGUAUAUUGUUGAGAUAUCUAUUGUAGACGGUGAACUAUUGCGUCGGACAUCCUUCGUCCAUUCCCGCCAGCGCUUCCUGCGCAGCAUUCAUAUCACCGACAAGAUCGGGCGGCGGCGAGCCAGCGGCUUGCAUCUAGAGAUGGUCAGUAAUAUGAAC